AUGGCGAGAGCAACCCGUUCGAGUGCUCGUCUGGCCUCGACCGCCGCAAAGCCGACAGAGAGCUUGGGUACCGCCAACAGCACAACGAAACGGGGCAAGCCUACGAAGCAGACUUCAUCAGACAAGGAGAACACUCCCCGGCCAGAGAAGAGGAAGCGGGCGACAAGCAAGGCCGCGAGCUCAACACCAGCCAAGAAAGUCAAGACAGAGGAUGCAGACCAUGCGGCAUCGCCGGAACUCGCCAACGUCCCGACUCUAACACCACUCAAGAAAGAGAACAUCAAGUCUGAGAGCCCACAAACAAAGGCAAAGGUUCAAAAGUCUCCAGCAGAUUUGAAGUCCAAGAAACUCAAGGCGUACACUCAAUACGCCGACAAGUCACCGUUCUCCGACUUCCCUCACCCGACCCCAGACGAGUGCAAGCUGGCCCAUCGCAUCCUGGCCAAACUGCACGGUAAACGGGAACGCCCUGCCGAGAUCAAAGCAUCCUCGACCCGCGCUGGCUGCGGAGACUCGCCGUCGGUCCUCGAUGCGCUGGUGAGAACCAUUCUGAGUCAAAACACGAGUGACACCAACUCCACCCGGGCCAAGAGGAGCAUGGACGACGUCUACGGCGGCAGCGAUGAGUGGGAGAAGAUUGUCGAGGGCGGGAUCCCCAAGCUGCAGGAAGCCAUCAAGUGCGGUGGGCUGAGCCAAGUCAAGAGCAAAGUCAUUGUGGGCAUCCUCAACCAGGUCCACGAGAAGUACGGCUCAUAUUCUCUCGACCAUCUCUUCAAUGUGAGCAAUGAAGAUGCGAUGCAGGAGCUCAUCAGUUUUCAGGGCGUCGGCCCCAAGACUGCCAGUUGUGUCCUUCUCUUUUGCCUGCAGAGAGAGUCGUUUGCGGUCGACACUCAUGUAUGGAGAAUCACCGGCCUUAUGGGGUGGCGUCCAAAGAGCGCCUCGCGGGACGAAACCCACGCCCACCUCGACGUCAGAAUCCCGGACGAGGACAAGUAUGGGCUUCACAUCUUGCUUGUCAAGCAUGGCAAGGUAUGCAAUGAGUGCAAAGCUGGCGGCAAGAGUGUUGGAAAGUGCGAGUUGAGAAAGGCUUUUCGCCAGGAAAAGAUGAAAAAUGAAGAGGGGAAGCUAUCCGAUGUGGAAACAUAA
Molecule: messenger RNA, 1146 nt
Organism: Colletotrichum orchidophilum
Lineage: Eukaryota; Fungi; Ascomycota; Sordariomycetes; Glomerellales; Glomerellaceae
Product: base excision DNA repair protein
Exons: 1
Coding region: 1-1146 (381 amino acids)
Biological process (GO): base-excision repair
Molecular function (GO): catalytic activity
Source: RefSeq, a predicted model, not a curated record